AUGUCAGAUGCCUUCAAGCACGCUCAAGAGAGGAGGUGCGAAAGUUGGCUCACAGACGAAGAUCUCUGUGACGCCAUGGCAGUAGUAGGCCCUGAAGGGCACCGUGUGCCAUUCCUUCGGACGCCGUUGGCCAGCCUCUCCCAGCCACUGAAGGCUGCAUUGUAUGGUGAAUUUCAGGAAGGCCAAACGUGUGAACUUACCUUGAAAGAUGUGGCUGUUGACGCCUUCGAUGUAAUGAUCCGGACCGCAUACAAUUUGGAGCCCAGGCUUACUCCUUUGAGAGCCCUACGCGCAUUUGUAGCUGCGAGAUUGUAUGUCAUAGACGAUCUGGGGGCAUAUUGCUUGCAUUACUUGCAAUCUUCCGAAGAUGUGGACGGCCCUGCAGCUUUGCAGAUACUCAACGAGUCCUUGCAACUGUCCACGAAUUUGCCAGAAGAGAUACAACAUAGAUGUUGGACCACAGUUUUGACAGAGAGCAUCAAGGUUGUGCAGUCGCCAUUGUUUCUUGAAACUCAUGGUUCCAUCAUAGCCAUUUUGAUCGAAUUGGAUGAAUUGUACAUCUAUGAAGAGACACUUUGGGAGCGCCUGGUGGAGUGGUCUGCAGCAGCUGUUCAGAAACCGGACGUGUUGGGUCCGUUUGAUGCAGCACCCGAAGAUGGAGUAGAUCAGCAGGUGGCGAUUUUGCGGUUGAUCUCCCCGCACAUCCGCUUCACACAAAUGAGCAAGGAUUUCUUCAUUGACCGGGUGAGAAAGUAUUUGAGUCGCGAAGAAAGUGAAGCUGUCACUGAUUACUUCCUCCUGGGUCACCAGGCAGAAGGAUUGUUGGUUAACCAGCGCGUUGGCCUGGAUCCAAUGAUCGAACCCAUGACCUGCUGGUGGUUUGACCUCCAUGAGACGGCCAAGACCAUGGUCUCCAGCACCAGGACACGUACCAGGACGACCAGGACUGUAACCUUUGAGAAACCCACAUGGGUCACCAAGGUGGAGCUGAUCUUCGGCAGUAGCUCGCAUGUGGCGGAUCCGAUAAUCAGUGGCGAAGAUAUCAAUGACAUUGACAAACUGACAUCAAGCUUUAGGCUGUUCUUAGCGCUGCUGACCUGCGGCGUCUACGAGUUGUGGUUCAGAUGUUGCGCCUGUGGGAGCCGCGUCUUUGAUGUGGACGCACGCAUGGGGGCGGGGGUGCUGUUCUUUGCCUUUGGUCCCGUGCUGCUGCAAACCGACAUCUUGCAGGUUGCGGGCCUGGUGGCGGCAGUCCUGGCUGUGGCUGUGGUGCUGGUGUUUUGGCAAUGGCUCUUCGAGCGGGCUUCAUUGCAGGUGGAUACGGGUUUGCGACAGUUUGAGGCCGCCGAGCUCAGCCACACACGUCUCAUCUGCUACCGCAAUCGGAGCCUUUGGGGCCUCGGGGGUGAGACCUUGGCGUGUCAGGUCUACUUGUUCUUCGGCUUCUACCCCAAAGAGCAGCAGCUGAACCGAACCCUGCCGCCGGGCAUGUUUGAUACCGGCAUUGUGCGGGCUGGCUUCAUCCCCAUCGGACAACCAUUGGACAGCAGUGGGGCAGGUUUGGACGCAUCCAAGCUGCAGGCCGCUGCAGGUCAAGGAAAUCCCACCACCACUCAGGGCUUCACAGCAGUGGCCUCGGCGAUUUUGAUCCUGUUGGCCUUCGCGGGAUUUCUGAACGAGGUCACAGAGUUUCUGGUACAGUGGGUGCAUUGUGUUGUGAACAAUUACAAGAAAGACAUCGGAGUCAUUUCGCAGUGUGUCGAACAAAGAUUUGACAGUUGGUGGACUGGUGGCGUCAACACGGGUCCACAGACGGUGAUCGCCCAUUGGAUCGAAGCGUUGGACUGGUCGCUGCAGCUGUUGCUCUUCAUCUGGGUCGUUGGGCCGACCGCCUUUUUCCUCUGGAAGACCUUGUCGGAUCAGAGCAGCGCGGGCUUGGGCUUCGUGGUGGACCGCCGCUUGGGCGCCUCCACGGAGGAUGAGAAGCGAGUGACAUUAGCCAUGUCGGAGGCUUUCAAGGAAGCACAGGACAGGUGGUGUGAAAAUUUGAUCUCAGACGCAGAUCUCUGUGAUGCUGUGGCAGUUGUUGGCCCGGAAUGUCAGCGUGUACCCUUCAUUCGAGCCCAUUUGGCCACCAUCUCCAAACCGUUGAAAGCUGCAUUGUAUGGUGACUGGUUGACAACACGUGAACUCGUUUUGAAAGAUGUGACCGUUGACGCCUUUGAUGUCAUCAUCCGCAGCGCAUACCAUUUGGAGCCGAACUUGACGCCUCAGAAGGCAUUACAUGCACUCAAAGCUGCCAAGUUGUGGAUGAUAGAUGAUCUGGAGAAAUAUUGCUGGCACUACUUGCAGCACUUGGUCCCAGGUUCGGACUGCACACUGAUAUUGCAGACUAUGACAGAAUCUCUGAAGCUUUCCUUGGAUUUGCCGGAGGAAGUCCAGCACACAUAUUGGAGUAACAUCUUGGCACAGAGCACCCAGGUGGUGCAGUCGCCCUUCUUUAUUGAAACGCAUGGUCUCAUCAUCGCCAGGUUGAUCAAAUUGGACGAAUUUGAUGUUGAUGAAGGGACACUUUGGGCGCGCUUGCUGGAGUGGUCCGCGGUGGCUAUCCAAAAGCCAGAGCUGCUGGGGCCAUUUGCAGAUGCAGCACCGUGCCAACCAGUGAAACGUGCCAAACCGCUCUCUGACGACUCUCGUGGCAUGGGACCCAGUGAACUGGCACAACAAGGAGCAAUUUUGCGUCUGAUGUCAAAGCACAUACGCUUCGCAGAGAUGAGUCAGCCCUUCUUUGUUGACAGAGCGAGAAAUUAUUUGGAUCGCGAGGAGAGUGAUGCUGUGAUGGAUUAUUUCUUGUUGGGUCGCAAACCAGAAGGAUUGAUAGCUGCACGGCGUGGUGGACUGAAAGAUACAUUUGACUCGCUUGAGAGCUUAGAGAAUUUUGAGAGAAAGUAUAAGAAAAAAGCUUCUCUCGUGUCGGAGACCCUGACAUUUGAGUAUCCUGUAUGGGUCUCCCAAGUGGAAAUUUCGUUGACCGACAGACACUCCGGAGAGCAGCCGCUGUGUUGGUCCGCCACAGGGGGAACCGAAUCUGUUGCCGCUACACUGACUAGAGGUGCAUCAAAAAGCACAGUCAAUAUCAGGUUCGUGAGGCCCUAUCAAUCCUUGUUCAUCUCAUUUCCUUUGAUCGUAGCAAAUCCAGGGAUGCCAAGGCCCAAAGUGAAAAGUAUCACUGUGCACGGGAAGAAGGCCAGGACUCCCAUAGAACUUGCCAACCGGGCGGUGGAGCAACUGUCCAAGGAUCUCUUUGUGACGCCUGCGCUGAGCAGCCGUGGAUGA
Messenger RNA from Cladocopium goreaui, 3336 nucleotides. The record is from the annotation of a GenBank genome assembly. Lineage: Eukaryota; Dinophyceae; Suessiales; Symbiodiniaceae.